AGCAUGGCGAACUUGAAGCAUGCAGAAAGCAACUCAAAACAUGUGAACAUGUCCGGCGAAAUAUCCGCCACCUCUGCUGAAAUCCAGCCGGCCGAAGAGACCUCUGUACCGGGCAGGGUCGCGGGCGCGGUCCCGUGCGCGGUCCCGUCGUUCGCAGCCGCUUCCGAGCUGCUGUCAGCGCCGUACUCGUGUCUGGUCAUGAACGCGCACCGGAGACACAUCGCCCUGCCGCCCAUGUACCUGAACAAGAAGAGGACAGGUAUCCAGGAGGAGCUGGAGGCCGAGCUGCUCAAGUUCUCAGAGAGCCUAAAAGGAGUACCCCUGGCUUACAACGACAUCAGGAUAGUGGGCCAGCACGGAGCCAUCUACGACGACAGUGGCUACAUCCACAUGGACAUAGAGGCCAACUUUAUUGUCUUUCAGCCCAAAAAAGGACAGAAACUGCUGGGCAACGUGAAUAAACUAGGAGUAAGCCACGUGGGCUGCCUGGUACACGGGUGCUUCAACGCCAGCAUCCCCAAACCCAACCUGGUUUCCGUGGAAACCUGGCGGGAUGCAGGGCCCAGAAUCGGAACAGAGCUGGAGUUUGAGGUGACUGCACUUGACGCUGACACUGCGGGGGUGCUACUGAUCAGAGGACGGUUGGAUAGGACCAGGGUGCAGGAGCUGUUGGCUGUGGGUGAGAGCUCAGAGUCUGGCGUCCCUGCAGACCAGCCAGAACCACCAGAGACGGAACCGAACCCAGAGCCCACCGCAGAGUCUCCCGAGGACACCCCCAAGAAGAAGAAAAAGAGGAAAGACAAAGCGCAUGACGCAGAGAGAGAAGAGGAGGUGACAGAUACACCCUCCUGUCAGUUCGAUGGAAACAAAACAUCAGAUCUCAACGGGACAGUGAAUGAAGCCAAUGGCAGUGAGGCUGGUGAGAAAAAGAAGAAGAAAAAGAAAAAGGAUAAACAAGUGAAAGAGGAGGAGGAGGAGGAGGUUGAGCUCUCUGCCAUGGAGGUCCAAGGCAGUGACUCCAGCGGUUACCUCAGUGACAUGCCGAGCAAAAAGAGGAGACGUGAAACUGGGACAGAUCCUGAAACGCCAAAAUCCAAAAAGAAGAGGAAAAGUGACAUUGAGCAGUUUGCCUGAAAAAUGUUUCAUACCCCGUUUUCUGUUUUGAGAUCCUUCCAUUGUGUGUAAUAAUUGAGGUAAAAUACAACAUUAAUGACAACUGUGGUUCUGGAGGAAUAUCCAGAUGCACCUUAAUGAUUAAACACAAUUUUAGCAAGAGAGAUAUCUGUUGACUUCUUCUGAUGUAGCCUUAAAGCUUUGAACACAGGGUCCAACUCGCAGAAGGAGCCUGUCCACAGUCAUUUGUUGUGGCUUGUGGAACAGCACACAAGAGAAGAUGAGACAGGUCAGUCCUCAUUAGAUUGUAAUUGCCUUACACAGCCUGAUGGGGGAGCAAAACUGCUGCACACGUCUAAAUUCAGAGGAGUGAAACCUUGUCAACUUAAUCUGUGAAACACUUUGCUGAGAGUAAAUAGGGUGAGUUUUUGCAUCGGAUUGAUAGAACCAAAUCGGGAAAACAUAAAUGAAUGCUCUGUACUGACUGUACUUUAGUACUUUUUCUCCUGCUUGGACACCAAGCUGAAGACCAAGCUCCAUGUAAGAAACUUCUCUACUGCCUCAUGUGCCUCUUUGAAUGGGUUGUCCGUAAGGACAGCUGCAAUGCAAGAAAAAACUUUUUUACACCCAAAGAUCCAGUAAGCAUCCUAUAAAUAGAUCAUGCACAGCGACAAACUGUGCAGUCUGGAAUUAUCUGUGCUAUUUCACUGCCUUCCUUCAGUGUUGCAUUGACUGUUUUUACAUUAAGGUGGAGAGAAUAAACAUAAAGAGAUAUAUAUUUUGAAAAGUUAACCCUGCUUCCAUUUUUGAAAUACUAAAGGGGUCAACAGAAUUCACUGAUUUAGAAAUCUACAUCAUUUCUUUGACUGUAAGAAAAGCACGUCUUUGUAAUGAUUAUAAAGACAAAGAUUUCUUGUUUUUCAUGGCAAAUUCCCUCCCACAAAAAACCCUCUUUUAUGCUGACCAGUGGGUGUUAAGUGAUAAAGUGCUGAGAGACAGCCUAAA
Messenger RNA from Plectropomus leopardus (leopard coralgrouper), 2118 nucleotides. RefSeq names its product RNA polymerase I subunit F (gene polr1f). Gene Ontology annotation, cellular component: RNA polymerase I complex. Gene Ontology annotation, biological process: transcription elongation by RNA polymerase I; DNA-templated transcription; DNA-templated transcription initiation. The record is from RefSeq and is a predicted model, not a curated record. NCBI's taxonomy places the organism in Eukaryota, Metazoa, Chordata, Actinopteri, Perciformes, Serranidae.